CAAAUAAUUCUUCCUCUUGCCUCUUGCGAGUGAAGAUGUCAGAAGAAGAGGACCCGUUGGAGUCCCUUCCCGACUCGCAGAGCCCAGUUCCAGGGCCCUCGUCGGGAAUCUCGGGGUCCGAGAUGAAUUACGAGAAGCGCAGGUUGGAAACGUUCCAGUCGUGGCCCGCAAACGCGGCCGUCGAGCCCCGAAAAAUCGCCAAGGCUGGCUUUUUCUACACGGGUAACGAAUUGGAAGUCCGUUGUUUCAGCUGCAAUCGGACUCUUUCCGAAUGGGAUUACGAUGAUCAGGUGAUGGUGAAGCACAGAGCUUUGAGUCCAGAGUGCCCUUUUGUGGUCAGCCCUCUCGAAUGCGGAAACGUGCCAAUUUUGCGGCGAGAAUCAUCAGGCUUUGCGCAAGCUCAGGUUGAUUACAGAAUUGAAUCGGAGCGUCUUGCUUCAUACAGAGGCUGGUCGUCACCACACGUGACUCCAGAGGCGCUCGCCAGAAAUGGACUCUACUAUCUUCGGGAGGGAGACAAAGUGGCCUGUGCGUUUUGCUCAGUGCAAAUGUUCAAUUGGAAAGCUGGAGACAAUCCUCUCAUAGAACACAGAAACUUCAGCCCAAAUUGUCCUCUUCUGAUGGGUUACCUUGUUGGAAAUGUUUCGCUUGAUCACACUGGGAGUGGUACUUUGAUUGAUCACGGAGAGGAGGAUGAUAAUUACGAAAUUGUCUCAACUUCUUCAUCAGACGAAGGAUCUGACGAGUACGGCAUAAGAGAAAAUUCAAGACCUAUUGUCAUUCAGCCAUUUUCAGGCCCUGAUGACCUGACAGGGGCAAACCCUGACAACGUUGAGCUUGCAAACAAUCCUAGGUAUGGAGCAGUGGCUCAUCGACCUCCCAUUCAUCCUAGGUAUCAGACUGUCCAAUCUAGGUUGGCUACAUUUUCUGACUGGCGCAGACAAACACCAUCCGCAGAAUCUUUGGCAGCAGCUGGUUUCUUCUACCAAGGAAUGAACGACCAUUGCAGUUGCUUUCAUUGCAACGGUGGUCUGCACAACUGGGAUCCGAAUGACGACCCGUGGGUUGAGCACGCUCGGUGGUUUUCCAAGUGUCCCUACGUCAACAUUGUUAAAGGCCAGGACUACAUCAAGGAUGUGGUCAAGAACAAGCCUCCCAUCAUUCCUGUGGUUGACCUGCACCUGAACGACGAGGGAGAAGUCAAUGGCGAAGCAAACAACGAAAACGAAGCAGAAAACCCUGCGCAAAAUGGCCAAGCGCAGUGUGAGGAAGCAGAAGAGGCGGCAGCUAUUGCUGCAGAAACUCUCCCACCAACAGACGAGACUGAAUCAAAAAAAUUGGAGGAUGAAAAAACUAGAAGUGAAGGGCCAGACAAAGAGGACACUUCAAAUAAUCCGAAAGAAGUGGCUGGGCCAAAAGAAAAAGAAUCUGAAGGCCCUUCGGCAAGUGAGGCUCAUCUCUGCAAAGUUUGUCUGGACGAAGAUGUGGGGGUAGUUUUCCUGCCCUGUGGUCAUUUGGUCUCCUGCGUCCAAUGUGCGCCAAACCUCAGCCUGUGCCCUGUCUGCCGGAAAGAAAUUCAAGCCUCUGUUAGAACAUACUUCUCAUAAGCGCCCUAAUUUUUCAAAGUACUUAAAUUUAGUUAACUCCCCAAAGAUUUACGACUGAGCAUUUUAAGUCUUAAUCAAAUGCGCUGUUCCAAAUUCCUAUAUUUAACCUGUAAUAUUUACAGUUCUUGAUUAAUGUCAAUUAUGAUGUAUCAUUCCAAGCUUCUCUUACUCACUAUCUGCUGCUUUAGUAGGAGCAUUUAUUUUAAUUCGACGAUGUGAAUGCUCAAAGAAUACCUCAUUUUGAUCCAUUCAAAGGAUAAUUAUUCAAUAAUUAACCUGGCAAAUAGUCUUUCUUAUUUAAAUUAUGAUAUUAAAACUCAAGUUCAAAUUUAUUGAUAUCCAUAGUGGUGAUAUUCGAGAAUUCAUUUUGUCAAUUUUAAUCAGAAUGCAAACAAAUGCAAAGAUAUAGUUCAAUGUUCUUAUCAUAAAUGCAUGAUAAAUUACUCUCAUUUUAAGCGGUCCUGUUGCACACAGAUUAAUGGAUUUGUCUAGUCACUGAUCUCUUGUGCAGAGUUGGUUACAUGUUAAGUAAACAGCCUUAAUUAAAAAUAUUCUUUUGCACUAAUUGUGUAAUUUAAUUGCCAUAACGCUUGUACAUAUUAUAGAAAAGUACCAUAAUUAAUUUUUAUUUUACAACUCCAAUGUGUAGUUAAAAGGUGAAUAAAAAAUAUUUUUCUUCUGCAAAAUAAAA
Molecule: messenger RNA, 2298 nt
Organism: Neocloeon triangulifer
Lineage: Eukaryota; Metazoa; Arthropoda; Insecta; Ephemeroptera; Baetidae
Product: death-associated inhibitor of apoptosis 2-like
Exons: 7
Coding region: 36-1607 (523 amino acids)
Biological process (GO): regulation of cell cycle; negative regulation of apoptotic process
Cellular component (GO): spindle microtubule; cytoplasm; nucleus
Molecular function (GO): cysteine-type endopeptidase inhibitor activity involved in apoptotic process
Source: RefSeq, a predicted model, not a curated record